UUUGGUGGGCAAGGACAGAGGUUAAAAGGCCUCUCUACUCGAGAAAACCACCGAAAGGACUUUGAUUAGACAAGAAAUGAAGUCUGAUGAUAAAAACAGUGGCACAAUUUAAGACACAGGCCAAGUUAAGCAUCACCCAAAAGUGUGUUCAGAAGAUGGGUGGAUGACAAGAGAGUGAGAUAUUUCAGAUCGAGAUACAUUCUAAUGUCAGAAGAGGAGUUGGUGUUAGCUGUUGGGCUUUGGGAUGAAAUUAUGGGAAAAUGGGAUGAUCAGCAAUUAGAUGUUGAUGACUGCCAUUUAGAUGUGGUUAUUAGACAGUUUUUUAGUUUGAGUAGAUUUAUUUUUUCUCACAUUUCUUAAGAAUAGAAUAGAGUUGCAGAUUGUCUAGUCAAAUGAUCGUUCAAAUGAUCGUCUGAAUGAUUGAAGGGUUGAAAUGUUGUGAAUAAAGAGAUUUGCCAUUAGACUUAUUUCGUGUGUUUGAACAAUUAGUUGUGGAAGAUAAGACUGAUAUUAUUGAACUGUUGGCUAUUGUUGUAUUGUAUUUUCUUCUGUGAUUAAUAAAUUUUAAUUCUUUAUAUUAAAAAAAAUAAAUUGCACUACAAGUAAUAAUAGGUCUUUGGUGAAGAAUUUCUUCUAUCCCACAUUUGUGCAGCUGCAAAACUUCUCUGUGGUUUUGCAGAGCAUAGAUAAAACUGUGAAGUUAAAGCCACACAACAUGAGUAGUAGUGGUGAUAUCUCUGAGUCUGGGUGGACAAUGUAUCUGGAUAAUUCAUCCAUUAAUAAGAGUACCACCCACUUUUAUAUUAAUCAUAUGAGUUCUAUGAGGGCAUCAAGCAUUACAUUUCCUGGCAAUGAGGAAGAAUCUUCCAUGGUUUCAGAUGCCUCAUCUGGUAGACAGUUGCUGCCUUUGCCUGACAAGGAUCAAGAGCAGCCUACAUCUGCAUCAUAUCCAGCAAGAAUGAUAGGAUUACAUGGUGAAAGAAAGGAUCUGGAUUGUGUUUCAUCUUGUUCUUGUACAGACAGGAGUGCUGCAAAAUAUAAGCUCAAAAUGGUGCAACAUGGGGAGGAAGAUGAGUAUUGUUCAUGGCUUCAAGACACUGCAAGCUCUUCAGACCAUAGUGCAGAGAAGGGAGUUCUAGAAGGUGAAGUCAAUAUGGAAGAGAAGCAACACCAGAAGCCACCAGCAGAAUCCCAUGUUGAUCAUGAGCCUCAUUUUCAAUGUUCAAAGGUUGGAGUCACUGGUAAAGUUUGAGUAGUAAUCUCUUUCUUCUGUAGAAGUUACAGUGCAGAACAAGCUGGUAUAUGCAGGAGGAGACGGAUUAAUAGACCUUGUUCAAUUAUAAAUUGUACUUUUUGUAGAAUAUUACUAAUUAUAAAUUG
Cryptomeria japonica (Japanese cedar) is the source of this 1380-nucleotide messenger RNA. RefSeq lists its product as uncharacterized. NCBI's taxonomy places the organism in Eukaryota, Viridiplantae, Streptophyta, Pinopsida, Cupressales, Cupressaceae. Bases 716 to 1252 code for a protein of 178 amino acids. The record is from RefSeq and is a predicted model, not a curated record. The transcript has 3 exons.